GUUCCGCACUACAUCUGCAGGUAAGAUUCGUGAAUCGCAAUAACAAGGAUCAACCAAUGUUGCGGAGGUUCUCGAUUCUCGGCUUAUUAGACACGUAGAUGUUCCGAAUAGGUGGACCCGCGCAAUUGUUUACUGGUGUUAUUGACGUGUAAAAAAAAUCGUUGUAUCGGAAUAUAUCGUGCGUAUCAUCGUGCGAAGCGAGUUACGCCUAUAGAAUAGCACGGAAUAUGGAUAGUACAAGUGGAUCAAGCGACUCAUCGCCACAAGUGGAAAAGGGAUGGCUAGCUUUGAGACAGCAUAUUAUAGAAAACAAGAUUAAGUUCGGAUUAUGGGUCACAAGACUCUUUACCAUAAUAUUCACCAUUGGUUAUAUCAUUCCUAUAUUUGGGAAUCCUUACAAUAUAUACUAUAAGGUAUUGAUGAAUAAUGCAGCCACCAGUGCAUUACGUCUUCACCAAAGAGUGCCCCGUGUUCAGCUCACUAGGCAAUUUUUAGAGACGUUAUUAUUGGAGGACUCGUGCCACUACUUGUUUUAUUCCUUCAUAUUUUUAUAUGCAGCACCGGUUACAUUGGUGCUGACGCCAGUGUUUCUUUUUGCUGUGAUGCACUUGGCCAGUUAUUCUCUUACCUUGCUAGAUUGUCUAGGACAGAAUAGUUGGUGGGGUGCUCGCCUUUUGAUAUCUCUGGUGGAAUUUCAAUCACGGAAUAUCCUUCGCCUGUGUGCUCUGUCGGAAAUUAUUAUCUUACCAUUUACAGUCCUCCUCGUAUUUACGGGACGCGCCGGUCUACUGACACCUUUCAUAUAUUAUCAGUUCCUGAAACUGCGACUUGCAUCGCAAAGAAAUCCAUUCACGCGGAAUGUAUUUUACGAGCUUAGAAACGGAUUGAGUUCGGUAUCGAAAAAACCGGCGGUGCCAGAUAUCGUUCGAAGAAUGAUCGACGGUCUGCUAUCUCUGACUCAACAAAUGGCGCCAGUGCGCCAAUAAUAUAUACGAUAUUAAGCUUAAAUCUUUUCUUAUCAUCUCAAGACAGAUCUCCUAGGGUUCUAGGGUCCACUCAGCAACACUUUGAUGAAUUAGUGUUAGCACAAAAUGAGUGCCGACAUCAAAAUCCAUAGUGAACGUGUAUUGCAUGAUAAUUUGAAGUAUCCAUGAAAACAAUCAAAGCGUAUGAAUGGUUUCUUCAUAUUAAUAUAAUUAUGUUCGUUAAUUAUUGAACAUUAAAUAAGAAAAUAUGAGGAUACUUUGUACUAAUUAUUAUUACAUAGAAUUCACAGUUUAAAAGAUUAUAUAACUUGGUUAAUAGAUUUGGUUGUAGAUAUCUUCUAUAUUUUGUGGUGCAGCAUACUUUCAAUCUAUUGUUAUAUUUAAGAACAAAAAUAUCUCUCUAUGCACAUAUACUAACUUUAUAGUUUCAAAUAUAAUACUUUGAAACACGAAUUUGUAACAAAUAGGUAAUGGUACAUACAAUAGAAUUUAUAAUGUUGAUUGUUUGUUAGUUAUGUUUUUUUUGAUUGAUGGAUUGAUUUUACUUGGCACAGUGUUUUUGGUAUUAUAAAUGUUUAAUAUUUGGGGUACACAAGAUAUAAAAUUAUUGUUGAAUUAUAGAAUUAUUGACUCGCCAUCUCUUUGGAAUAAGUUUAAUUUAAUACUUGUCAUGUGUUUUUGUCAAUUGUUCACUGUUAGUGUAAUUUUGUCUAUCUUCUAAUUGAUAUACUUGAACAGAUUUAUCAUAUUUAAAAGUAACUCGGAAUGAUUUUGUAAACGAAGAUAACUAUCAGUAUGCAGACAUGUAGCAAAUCUCAAAAUAUGGUCAAUAAAUCUUUCUAAAUAAAAUGUA
Molecule: messenger RNA, 1839 nt
Organism: Formica exsecta
Lineage: Eukaryota; Metazoa; Arthropoda; Insecta; Hymenoptera; Formicidae
Gene: Kr-h2
Product: Krueppel homolog 2
Exons: 6
Coding region: 228-986 (252 amino acids)
Biological process (GO): endoplasmic reticulum tubular network organization; membrane organization
Cellular component (GO): endoplasmic reticulum; membrane
Source: RefSeq, a predicted model, not a curated record